Messenger RNA from Laetiporus sulphureus 93-53, 1539 nucleotides. RefSeq lists its product as uncharacterized. The coding region runs from base 354 to 1313 and encodes 319 amino acids. NCBI's taxonomy places the organism in Eukaryota, Fungi, Basidiomycota, Agaricomycetes, Polyporales, Laetiporaceae. The transcript has 22 exons. The record is from RefSeq and is a predicted model, not a curated record.
ACAAGACAUUGCAACUAGGAAAUCACGCCUAGUCAAGACUUCGGUAUUGCUUGCUUGAGGCUUUAUCUCCGAAAGACAUCAUUCAUACACGAAGUACACGGGGCUGUCCAGAAUAAGAUGCCAGACGGCCCCUGUUUCAUUUUGCUGAUGGCCGCCCAUAUUUCUUUACAAAUAAUGCAUCAUUGGAACCAGACGAUGCAUGAUGCAUCAUCGACAAGUGUUUUCAUGCAAACUCUACUCGUCUUGAUAUGUCUUGACUUCUCGGUGUGUGGUCAACUUUGUAGACAUAGGUUCGGGCUAUAUAGCGGAAGGACGGACUCGGUAGCUUCUUAGCAUAAUCCCCCAGCUCGGCGAUGGCUGACAGCACCUUUCAUUUUGACGUUGGCAACACCCUUGGAGCAAUCUUCAUAGGAAACAUCGUUGUGGCCAUAUUCUACGGUGUUACCAGUGUGCAAACGUUCAUCUACUAUAAGCGGAACGAGGGAGAUUCAUGGAUUCUGAAGCAUCUUGUCUUUUGUCUCUGGAUUCUAGACGGCCUUCACUUAGCAUUCAUCACGUAUGCGGUGUACGUUUAUGCGGUCCGUGAUUUUGGGAAUGUAUUGGCGAUGAUCACGCCGACCUGGGGCCUGAUGGCUCAAGUUGUUGCAACCGGCUUUAGUGACGUGAUAAUAAGAGGCAUAUUCUGCCAUCGUGUAUGGAGACUCAGCUCCAGAACCGCCAUGAACUGGGCCGUGAUCACUAUCAUUAUCGCUAGUUCGCUUCUCGCCUUUGUCAUGAGCCUUGUAUUCAGCGUAAAAUUGUACACCGUGGAUACGUACUUUGAGUUGUCAAAGAUCCCUUGGGUAAUUUAUGUCGGCCUCGCAGCAUGUGUUGUUGCGGAUGUAUUUAUCGCUGGUGCGCUUUGUUAUCAAUUGGCCAUGCGUCGUACAAGGUUCCAGAGGAACAAUUCGGUUAUACGUACUCUGAUGCUGUACAGCAUCAAUACGGGCCUCUUUACCAGCAUGUGCGAGCUUGGGUGUCUCAUAACAUAUGCGGCAUCUCCAACUAAUUUUAUAUUCAUGGGAUUCUACUUUGUGCUGACUAAACUGUUUCUCAAUUCGCUAUUGGCGACUUUGAACGCAAGACAAAGCCUGCGUCAGGCAAUGACGGGAGAGGUCGUGACGAUACCGUUGUCGCAUACUCCAGGCACUGCCGCGACCGUCAGCGGAUCAGAAGGCGACAGAGAUGCAGAUAUAUACGACGUUUCGAGGAUUCACGUGCAUGCCACGACCGAGAUAAAGACGGAUUCAAUCCUGGAAAGAGCGUACACUUAAAGUUCCAAAGACAACACCGUAUGUCAUGGGGAAAAGGAAGAUACUUUCAAGUUUCAACCGUCGUUUCGAUAAUGUCCCGUUUUGCUAUGACUAUAACUUGUUUCGUUUAUGCCGGAGGUCAGAUGUUGGGAGGCUAUCCAUUCCGGUUUCUAUGUAUAAUACGAAUUGUGGCUUCGAAAACUGUAUUGAUGCUUAUUCCUGCCUACAGAGCAGAUAUGCUACGGAU